AUGAGACGACUGAUGAGGCAGCAACGGCAGACUGGUCGCUACUUUCACGGCCAGCAACGAAAGGAGCAGCAGCGCCGCGAGGCGAGAGGCGGCGAGUACUCCUCCUCCACACAGCGGGAGCAGAACGUCGGUGGUAGUGGCGGCGACAGCAACACAGUGCGUGCAAAAAAGCGACCUCGUGGGGAUGAGGCGCCGGCGAGUGGUGCAAAGGGCGAUGAGGAGGUUGAACGUCUUGGGAUCAUUCCCAAUCUCACACUCGACGACAUGGGCGGCCUCGCCAAGGAGAUACCGAUUAUCAAGGAAUUGAUCGAGUUGCCGAUUCGCUCGCCGCACCUGUUUACUCGCCUUGGUGCUGAUCCCCCGUGUGGUGUGCUGCUGCACGGCCCGCCGGGCUGCGGCAAGACAAAGCUGGUGCACGCCAUUGCAGGCUCCCUGCAAACACCGCUGUUCUUCGUUGCGGCGCCCGAGAUCGUGUCCGGUAUAAGCGGCGACAGCGAGGCGAAGCUGCGCAAUCUCUUCAUUGACGCCAUCAGUGCAGCGCCAAGCAUUGUGUUCAUUGACGAGAUCGACACCAUUGCGGGCCGCCGUGACCAGGCGCAGCGUGGGAUGGAGAGUCGUAUCGUGGGCCAGCUUCUCACCUGCAUGGACCAGGUCGCCCAGGCCUGGCGGCAGGAGAACAAGGUGGUGUGCGUGAUGGGCGCGACAAACCGCCCCGAGGCACUCGACACGGCAUUGCGCCGCGCCGGCCGCUUCGACCGCGAGAUCGCGCUCGGCAUCCCCACCAUUGACGAGCGGCAGAGCAUUCUGCAGAUUAUCUGCCAGAAGCUCAAUGUUGCGCCGGAUAUGGACUUCUUCGAGCUCGCCAAUAUGACACCAGGCUACGUCGGGGCGGACCUCCACCUGCUUGUGAAGGAGGCAUGUAUCCUGGCCAUUCGGCGCAAGUACAACGAGUUAGAGGUGGGGGGUGAGCUUGACAAUCCCAAUGCUGAGGCGCUCGCGACUUUUUCCGUUACCUUCGACGAGAUGAAGGAGGCAACAAAGCGAGUGCAGCCGAGCGCCAUGCGUGAGGGCUUCACCACGAUUCCAAACGUCACGUGGAACGAGAUUGGCGCACUCGAGGACGUGCGCGAAGAGCUGCUCACGAGUAUUCUGCAGCCCAUUCGCGCGCCCAAGCUCCACAAGCGUUUUGGCCUGAAUCACCCUGUAGGCGUGUUGCUGUACGGCCCACCCGGCUGCGGCAAGACGCUCGUGGCGAAGGCUAUCGCCAACCAGUCGGGCGCCAACUUCAUCUCCAUAAAGGGACCCGAGUUGCUCAACAAGUUCGUUGGAGAAAGUGAACGGAGCGUGCGGAUGGUGUUUGCCCGUGGCCGUGCGAGCGCACCCUGUGUUCUUUUCUUCGACGAGCUGGACGCCCUCGCGCCGCGCCGCGGCUCGGACCGUGCGAACCCAAGCAGUGAGCGCGUUGUGAACCAGCUUCUGACGGAAAUGGACGGAGUGGAGGGACGCGAGGACGUGUACGUCAUCGGCGCUACCAACCGGCCCGACAUGAUCGACCCCGCGAUGUUACGUCCCGGACGUCUCGACAAGCUGCUGUACGUGCCGCUGCCGUCCGUCACACAGCGCGCCUCCAUCUUGGCGACGCACGCACGCCGCUACCCGAUUGCCGAGUCGGUGGACCUUACCAGUAUUGCCCGCGACGCGCGACUGGAGGGCUUCAGCGGAGCCGACCUGGCAGCGCUCGUGCGCGAGGCGUCGAUGCAUGCGCUGAAGAAAGUGUACCGCACCUCCAGUGCCUCCGAGUUGGAGCUCCUCGAGCGCGACGUCAGCGGUGCGGCAGCGCAGGACGCUCGGCUGCCUUUGGUGGGCAAUGAGGACUUCGAGACAAGCCUGGAGAAGGUGAAGCCGUCCGUCACCGCAGAGGAUCGAGAGAGUUAUGAGCUCCUGCACCGCCAGAUCAUUCAGUCUGCGAAGGCCACGGGAUAG
Trypanosoma grayi is the source of this 1983-nucleotide messenger RNA. RefSeq names its product vesicular transport protein. The transcript has a single exon. The record is from RefSeq and is a predicted model, not a curated record. The coding region runs from base 1 to 1983 and encodes 660 amino acids. NCBI's taxonomy places the organism in Eukaryota, Euglenozoa, Kinetoplastea, Trypanosomatida, Trypanosomatidae. Gene Ontology annotation, molecular function: ATP hydrolysis activity; RNA binding; preribosome binding. Gene Ontology annotation, cellular component: nucleus. Gene Ontology annotation, biological process: ribosome biogenesis.